UCACGUGCUCGAUUGGGGUUCCACGGUUAGGGAGCCUACCCCACGUGACUUCCAUGGAAACAACUCCCAAAUACAAGAAUAGCACAGAUCUGCCAGAACCCUGAUCAGUGGCUAUUUUUGGGCUAUUUUUGCUGCCACGGGGGAAAACUCGAGGGCGAAACACUGGGGGCGAAACAAAGUUUGGGAACGUUGGAAACAAAGUUGCCGUGUUACUGGCUGUGGCCGUGGAUGGUCCAGGCGCAUGUUUCAAGAUGCCAUGGUCGGGAGCUUGGAGGUUUCAUGGCACACGGACACUCUGGAUGCAGCUCGAUGAUCAGUUGUUGUUGAUAAGGCAUCGACAUCCCCAGAAAUUCCCAGCUCGUGGUCGAUGGGAAUCCGUGGUUGUUGCCGAAUCUCCAAAUGCCAUCCUCGAGACGUUAACAUCCAAACGUCUUCGAGAUGCGUCGUCCCACAACGCCCAUCCUAAUACUUCUCAUUUCGGCCAUCUCAUGGUCCCGCGCCGAGGAACUCAAAGCAAAGCACGUCCCCGCAGCGUGCGCGACCAUCUGCAACCCGGUCGUCCUCCUCAGCAACGCCUGCGAAGUUCACCUCGACGAGGGCCUGCUCCGGGCCAGGCAGCCAGGCCCGUCUUCAAGGCGGCGACAUGAACCCCGCCUCCGCGGACGGGACGACUCGCCCGAGGACAGGGCUGAGCGGUUCUGCAUGUGCCGGAACACGAGCUUCGACGUCGAGGGCGUGACGGGGCUAUGCGCGAGCUGCCUCCAGCAGAACGGGGACGAGGAUGCAGUGGAAGACAUCAACGAGAUCAUGUCCGAAUGCGCAUUCUCGUCGACGUCGUACGCACCGGCGGCUGCCACCGCUGCGACGGGCCUCACCAUUGUGGCUAUGAUUCCUACGCUCGCCGCGAAGCCGACAGCCCUGGCUUCUUCGUCCACGGGGGGCGGUCAGGGUGCUAAUGGCGGUGGGUUGGGCUCCAGUGCCAAUAGCUGGGGAGCCAAGGGGAUAAAAGUUGGCGAAUCGAGGAGUUUCUUGUACAUAUUAGUAGCUUCUGCAUUAGCGAUGGCGUUAUCAUGAUCAAAACAUUAAGGAAUAUCAUUAUUAUUUGGCUAUUGGGGAUGUACUUUGGUGCCUGUGGAUGUGCCUGCGGAUGUGCCUGCGGAUCAUCUGGUCCCUGUAUUGGUUGGUUGUGGG
Messenger RNA from Phialemonium atrogriseum, 1191 nucleotides. RefSeq lists its product as uncharacterized. Lineage: Eukaryota; Fungi; Ascomycota; Sordariomycetes; Cephalothecales; Cephalothecaceae. The coding region runs from base 439 to 1074 and encodes 211 amino acids. The record is from RefSeq and is a predicted model, not a curated record. The transcript is spliced from 3 exons.